Messenger RNA from Phialemonium atrogriseum, 1174 nucleotides. RefSeq names its product GPR1/FUN34/yaaH family-domain-containing protein. Gene Ontology annotation, cellular component: plasma membrane. Bases 114 to 932 code for a protein of 272 amino acids. Gene Ontology annotation, molecular function: acetate transmembrane transporter activity. The record is from RefSeq and is a predicted model, not a curated record. The transcript has 2 exons. NCBI's taxonomy places the organism in Eukaryota, Fungi, Ascomycota, Sordariomycetes, Cephalothecales, Cephalothecaceae.
AAGGUGGAGGGCCCGGUUGAUGUUUGCCCUCCGUCUCGAGAUCCCUUAUUCUCCAGCUAAUUACCCCAUAAUAUUUCUCGUGGAAGAACCCGAAUAUUACCAACACGUACAAGAUGGCUGGGGAAAAAUAUCGGACCUCGAGCCCUGGGCUGGACGGCAAUGUCAAUGGCAAUGGCAAUGGCAAUGCAGCUGGAACGAACGGGUUUCAGCACAACGAGGAUGUAGCUAGAAUCCCUGCUAGCCGCCAUGAUCCACGAGUCGUCACCGUCUCGCAGGUGCCUCAGCCGCAGUUCAUGAAACUGGCCAACCCAGGUCCGCUGGGCUUGAUUGGUUUCGCCUUGACCACAUUCGUGCUAGGACUGUAUCAGUGCGGCGUCGGACUUCCCGACGAGAACCCCGAAGGCACUGUCGGCCCAUUCCAGGCUGUCUUUGGCCUCGCCCUCUUCAUGGGCGGCCUCGCGCAGUUUGUAGCCGGCAUCAUGGAGUUCCGCGUGGGCAACACCUUCGGUACGACGGUGCACUGCUCCUACGGCGCCUUCUGGUUUAGCUUCGCCAUGUUCCUGAUCCCAGGCCUGGGCAUCGAGGACGCCUACAAGGGCGAUGUGCACGCCUACACGUUCGCCAUCGGCAUCUACCUCAUCCUGUGGGCAUUCCUAACCUUAAUCUUCCUCAUGGCGGCUUUGCGCACCAACUGGAGCAUCAUAUCGGUCUUCUUCUUCCUCACCCUGGCCUUCCUUUUCUUGUCGAUCGCUCAGUUCAUCGAGACGUCCCAUCCCAAGAUCAGCAUCAACGUCAACAAGACCGGGGGGGCAUUUGCGGUCAUCUGCGCUUUCUGUGCCUUCUAUGCAGGCAGCUCGGGGUUGAUGCUUGAGGAGACGACGUUUAUACGGCUGCCGUUGGGUGCUAUCCCAAGAGGCGAUCGCAAUGUAUAAGACACUGUACUGGUGCUGUUGCUGGUGCUGGUGCACGACUUUUAAGGUCCUGAGGCAGUGGCAAGGUGAUGGCGAAUUUUACCAUCAAAAUUGACAGGUAAUGCGGCUGUGGGAUAGGAUGAGUCUAGUCUCUGUUUUGUGGAACACGAUCCUUAACUUUGUAACUUUUGUUAACUCGGCCUUGCACCUAAGCAGGAGUAACGGUAAUUAGCUGUAACUGAAUAGCUUACUCUUUGAACAGC